AUGGCUGCUCUCAAGUUUCUUUCAUUCCUGAUUCUUCUUUACUGUGUUUAUGGGUCUAACCUACCAGGACUUCAGGCGGUGCCUGGUGGAGGUCAUCAGUUUUCUCUUCCCGUUUCGCGCAAAGCAAAUGCGAACCGAGACUUUGCUCGGGAUUGGAUUGCUGGACGACAGAAAUGGGGCUCUAAGCCCUUCGACAAAGCCUCAUCCACGUUCGCGUUGGGAGAUUCGAAUGGUCAUGUCGACGUUAACCCGAUAGGUAGCGACGAUAUCUUCAUUGCUGAUGUUGAAAUUGGCAAUCCUCCCCAGCUGGUGAAAAUGGCACUCGAUACUGGGUCUUCAGAUGUUUGGAUGCAAUCCUCAGACACCAUCUACCGAGUCAACCAGAACGGACCAUGGCCAUUAAAGUACCGGCCUUCAGAUUCAACAUCUUCCAGGCUUCUCAACAGCACCAUAUGGAAUGUACAAUACCUUGAUGGCACAAAUGCACAUGGUAUUGUGUAUGAAGACACAGUCCGUCUCGCCGGCUUUGAAGUUACCAACGCAACAAUCGAGUCAGCGCAACGAGUGGCAAGCCGGUUCGAAACGGAAGUACAGUUGAGUGGUAUUAUGGGAUUAGCCAAGAGUCUUCCCAACAACAUUAUGCCCCCAAUGCCAUCGUUCCUACAAGAGCUGAAGGAUCACCUGAAAGAGCCAGUUUUCACUGUUGAUCUACAUCGGAAUUCCACUGGCCGCUUCGACUUUGGUAUGAUCAAUCAAUCACUAGCCAUGGAAAACAUCACUUGGCUAGAUUCAGACCCAAGUAGCCCGCAUUGGGAUGUGGAACUAGAUCUAACAUCAUGGACUGGAAAUGGCAAAACAUGGUGGUAUUACCCAUUCAAGGCCACAAUCGACACUGGAACGACUUUGAUGUUCAUGCCUGAUGAGCUUGCUAGCAUGUACUGGUUUGACGUACCGGGCGUCCGCACCGACGGCGGUAUUGGCGGGGCAUUUACAUUCCCAUGUUCUGGCGCCAAGGAUUUACCAGAUCUCAUGUUCAAACUGCCCGGAUCUGAACAUGUUUUAACCAUUCCGGGAGUAUACAUGAACUACGGGCCUGUAUCACCCAGCUCAGACUAUUGUUGGGGAGGUAUGCAGAGUGCACAAGGGCUCGAUGUUACCGUGUUGGGUGACAUUAUGCUCAAAGCCCUCUUCGUGGCCUUUGACCUGGACAAGAACCGCGUAGGGUUCGCAAACAAACACAUUGCUGGUAUUAGGUAAAUACUCGUUCCAAUUUCAACCCUUGGUAAAAUAUGGAUACGUUUUGAGACACCAAAGGCUUGACCUCGAACCAUAUGGCGGCAUUCGUUACUUUGCUAUAAAAGAAACUAGGACCAAUCGAAUUUAAGGAGAAACGCAUUAAUGCUCGCAUUGACAGAUAUGCUGUAAAAGAGUCUAUCGUAAUAAAAUGACAAGACAACGUGUGCAAUGUUGAACAUUAAAAAGCAAUCCUGGGGAACGAGCGUAGCCCUUCUCUUGCCUGCCAGAAACGACUAUCCAAGUACUGGCAGCGGGAAGACCUCGCGAUGUGGUAUGCAGCUAUACUACCCAUUGCAAUACCACGCUCUCUUCUUCCAAUAUUAGUACAAGGUAGUUUAAAAAAAAGUCAAUAAUUUCCAUCUCGGCCUGGCAUCGAGAAGUCGAACAUGGAGCAGCGUAGUUGUAAUUGCUUGCGGUGGUCCACUCGAUCUAGCCCAAUGCAGCAUGGCCAAACUCCAAACAAAAGGAACAGUAAAAGCAUUCGCCUAAUAUGUAAAAAUGAAGGGAUUUGGGAAGUUCGAUUCCCGCACGUCAACAUAGGCUGACGCCUGCAGCUGAAGCAUGUCGAAGGGUUCCGUGCGAGAUGUUUCGAGCCCCAAGUAUUAAAAGUCGUAGGAUGCAGUAAGCCAGUGCUGGUUAAAAAGAAGAAGGCGGAUGAGGCAAAAGGCUAAAAUGAUUGGAUCGUAUGUUGCCAUGCCAUCCGGGUAUACUUGUCGAAAAAUUGGGAAUCAAGGCAUUUACUCUCGGUCGCCGUCUGCGAACAAGGUAUGAUUAGCUAAUGGGCUUCUCUAUCAGUAUGGGAACGCGAUCACCUUCACUAGCUCCGGGUGUAGGGGGCAUAUUGCCCGAGCUUGGAGCAGCGUGCGUGGGACGGGCAGUGCCAGGUCGAGAUUUGUUACCUUGAGCGGGAGCAUCCUUUUCGUCGCCGGUUGGGGGGCGAGGUGGGAGAGAGAUGAAGGCAGCCAGUUCGGGGUGAGCCUUUUGGUUCUUACGGAGACGCUCCUCCAUCUGCUUGAUGCGAGCCUCAAUGGAGGCAAGCUCACGGUUUCCCUGGCCAACAAUUUGGCGCCUAAUGAUGCGCGUUAGCAUAGGAGUUCUAUAGCUUCUUAGAAGGUAAACGGUACACACUUCUCGUCUACUUGGCCAUCAAGAUCGGAGAUGGAGUUUUCGAUGCGGAAGAUAUCACCGAGUUCCUGUGAGAAAGAGCGGGCGAUGGUACUAGAGGCGCAAACAUGUUAGUACAAUGUUCAGUCCAUUCAGCAUUUCUAAGUAUGCGGUUGCAAAAGGUGGUAGCUGGGCUAUAUGGCGAAGCGCAGGUCUGUUCGUCGCAUGGACAAGGUCAAUACUUACGACUGAGGACGUCGGCCGUUGGGGACCCAGUCGCGGUCAAGCUCCUCAUCGGUGUACUGGUGAUGCUGUGUGCUGGACAUUUUGAAGAUUUGGUGGGAGGUGGUUUACGGGUGGCAGGUAGCUUUGGCGGCUAUGUAUGGGGCGGUCGGGAGGAGCGAUGACAAUAUGGCCCGAUCGAGAUUUGGGAAAGGGGGCGUAGGGGUUGACAAAUGAGGCGUUGGCGAAAGAUGAAGAUGAAGCUGUGCGAAGAAGAAAUAGAAAACUGGCAGAUGCAAGAUGAUGAGAAGAAGAAAAGAGAAUGGUAGACGAUGAAGAGGCGGAAGAUGGAGAAAGCUGGCCAGGGGAGUGGACGGGCAGGCGUAGAAGAGGACGGACGGCCAGCUAGUUCGAGGGAAAUUUGGCGGGCCAGCAAAGGGAAAUCAGGUCAGGGGAUGGGGCAGGCACAGAGAGGGGCUUUAUUUGGAGGGUGGGUGGGCAGCGUGUCCAAUGCCGUGUUAUAGCGGGCUGUAAAGGACAGCACAGCGCUGUACUGCACUGUAGGCACGGGCAGCUGGUACGUACAGUACUGUAGUGCUGCCGUAGUGGGGGGCCAUUUAGCGCAGGUCGUAGCGGUGGAGGGAGACCCAAAGAGCGUGAGGGGAAUAAUCAAACGCGAAAAAGGCCGGCCUGGAAUGUGGAAGCCGUUUGUGUCUGAUGAUGUUUCAGGCAGUGAGAGUGAUCUAAUGUGUGCAGCUGCAGCUGCAUUUGCCUUAGACAAGCAAACGCAAUGCAAAUAUAGCAGCCAAAUGAGGGAGCCUGAUAUGUGCAUGAGCUACACACACUGGUGUCUAACUGCCCUUUUUCAGACGCAUGCUCGGAUCCCGUGAUGGUGUUGAGAGCCUGCCAGCUGGCAACUGAACGAACCCCGCGCCCCUACAAAAUACAGCAUCAAAAGACAGCUAUCAUGUGUACUGUACUCCUACCAUUCAAGGAUACACAUGCUCUGUUCUCAUCCUCAGGAGAAUACAAUUUCACAAUGGUCAAAAGAAGCAAAUCACAACUCAUUGUUACACUGAACAAAGGCCGCUUGUUCGGCUCGGAAAAUAAAAAAAAAGUAAAGGGCAUAUAUGCAGCCUUUCUGUCUCCCUUGCAGCAAAACUGCCGACCAGCACCUCCAAUGAAUGGAUCAUGCAAAAAUGCAAUAGCGCCACUUGGGCCCCUCGCUGCCACUGUUACUACGAAGCAUACGAAGCUAGUGGUGCACCAACCACAGAGGCGCUGCGCAGCCUUGUCUUAUGCAGCUGCAUAUCGUGAUAGGGGGAGGGAUGGAUGCGAUGCGAUCGCCGAAAGCCCACAUCUUCUCCCGUCAGCUUUGCAAAGCCAACGGCUUAAGCCAAAAGGAUAAUGACAAAAGCCAAUGCUCACCAAGAUAUCCCUCGGCAUCAGCAUCAGCAUCAGCAGCAGCGACGGUAGUAUUUUGGGCCCCAGUGGAAAACGGCAUUGGGCAAUAUCACCACCAGCAUCACCCUUGUCUUCUCUUAGUCUAGGUUCGUGUUAGCUUGCCUUUCUCCAUACUCUAGCCGCCUCACAGGUCAUCGUUGCCCCUAGCCACCAUUUGAAGAAAGUAAACAGCCCAAGCUUCAUCUUACAAUUCACAAAUAAGGGACCCCUUGGGCUACAGUACAAUACAGUACGAAACGCUGGCCUAGUGCCCCAGGGGCGGCGCUUCUCGAGAUUAAAUAUUGGCUAUUAAUGCUGGCCAAUACCAGCGGCCCUGGUCACCUAUCCAAAAACAGACUAGGUGUAAGUUUGCACUAUUGCUUUUGAUUUUUAGUUUACUUUGUCCGUCCCUUGAAAUACAACCGCCGUGGCCAACCAAUCUAGUUACAUGAUGGCUUUGGUUGCUGCCUUUGCCGCCAAUCUUGGAUCUUGCGCAUAUCCAACCCGCUCCGUCGGUGACUGUCAAUGCUACCGCUGUUUAUCUCGGGCACAUAGGGCGUAAAUGUGCCGCCAUCUGCGAUUGCACAGACCCGUCGCGAAGCUACUAAACUGGGAGCAGUCGUUAGUGCUUUCGCAGACCUUACGGCAGUUGUCAAAGGAUGUACAAACUCCUUGUACAGUUCGCGGAUGGGCACGGGAGUUUCGUACCCUCGCACUCGUUCAAAAUUCAUCCAGCUUAGAUAGCUCCUCGGACGAUACAUGGUGCAUUGUAGCAAUGGGGUGGUACCAUCCGUCGUCUGUGUAUGGAAGCGAGUGCAGCUUCUCGCCGUUGAUCGUCGCCUACCUCCAUCGUAUGCAGAUGAUAACGCAUCACAUAGCCUCUGCGAGAACGUGGUUAUGAGGGCGCAGCCCAAAAAGGUCAUUAUGUAUAUAUUUAAUGUCCUGUGCCCGCAGAAUCACAUAUGACACUUCGUAUCAUGAAUACAUUACAACUCAUCGCGCACAUGUGGCGCCUUUACAACUCCAUCCCACGGGCUCACUUGACCCUCAGAAAUGGCAAAUAUAAAAUUGGCGACUCCCCCUGCGGUAAUCUCUUUCUCUUCAUACGGGAAUACUUCGCCAUUGUGAAGAUUCUGAACUGCCAGGCCGCCCUUUCCCACAAGCCCCAGACUAGUAGGCAUAUGAGGAUACUCGUCCGCAUCAACAGUCACCAGAGUCAGAAACUCGUGGUAUGUUCGCGCUGUUUCACGCAUAUCAUUGACGUAUUGUUCUCGGUCGGUCUCGUCGUGGUGAAAGUAGUAUACCAAAGAUUUUGAACCCUAUCCGCAACUUGUUAGCUCGGUCUCGACCUUUGUCAGAU
Messenger RNA from [Torrubiella] hemipterigena, 5425 nucleotides. The record is from the annotation of a GenBank genome assembly. NCBI's taxonomy places the organism in Eukaryota, Fungi, Ascomycota, Sordariomycetes, Hypocreales, Clavicipitaceae.